AUGAAGUUUUUUAUUGUCUUGUUUGCACUUGCUGCCUUCGCAAUGGCCGAAGCCGGUCCAGAUCUGGAAGCGAGAGCUGGGUGCUCCAUGAAGGGACAAUUCUGCGUUAACGGUGGCACAUUCAGGUGCUGCGAGGGACAAGGAAGCUGUAUUGCACAACGGAUAUGGUCAAGCAUGAUAGCAGAAGGCUAA
This is a messenger RNA of Penicillium concentricum, 192 nucleotides long. It is a transcript of the gene rodD, whose product is annotated as protein rodD. The record is from RefSeq and is a predicted model, not a curated record. Lineage: Eukaryota; Fungi; Ascomycota; Eurotiomycetes; Eurotiales; Aspergillaceae. The transcript is spliced from 2 exons. The coding region runs from base 1 to 192 and encodes 63 amino acids.